Molecule: messenger RNA, 1917 nt
Organism: Aspergillus alliaceus
Lineage: Eukaryota; Fungi; Ascomycota; Eurotiomycetes; Eurotiales; Aspergillaceae
Product: F-box domain protein
Exons: 4
Coding region: 1-1494 (497 amino acids)
Molecular function (GO): protein binding
Source: RefSeq, a predicted model, not a curated record
AUGGAUCCUAGAGUACAGGAUAUUCUCACCCGAUUCAAGGAUUUAAACUCCCCUUCUGCUCGUCGAGCUGUGUACUAUCAUCUCUUAGAGCAGAUGCAUCCUCAUGAAUGGCGUGAUGUACGUGAUCGAAUGACUCAGGUUUCCUUUCAGAAAGAUAUUUUGGGCAACCUGCCUAUGGAGAUUGCAGUGCAGAUUGCCAAGUAUUUUGAUUUGGCAGAAUUCCAUUUGUUUCGGAGAGUCUCCAAACGAUGGAAUCAUCUGCUUUCUUCCACGCUAUUUCGUGGUGCUGUGUUCCAUCGGUACACCGGACACAUUUGUAGCUCCAUUGCGACAGAAUCCCCCGAUGCAUUCACACAGUAUGCCAAACAACGUGUCCGCUUAGAACGCGGACAACCAGUCUCUCAAAUCUAUAAUUCCCCGUGUUUGCCACUACCAAGUCCAACCGGCUCAGCUGGUCUUGACUUUUCGAGUGGAAGGUAUGCGUGGAUCGAAGACGCCGUAGUUCAUGUCCAUAGCCUCCACUCAAGUACGACGCGGAGCUUCUGCACAGAAAACCGAGAUUCGUUUACUACGCUGCGUGUCUCUGAAUCUAUUGUUGCAGGGAUUACACUACACGGAUUCUGUCAUGUCUGGUGUCUUAAAUCCAGCGAUUCAGCACAUUUCCGUCUGCCGUCACUACAGUGGAAGUACUUUGUUGUCCGUGGGGUGAACGUCGCCAUGGCAUUCAGCGGCAUGACCAGCGAGAAAGACUUCAUCAUACACUGGCAUUUCGACUCCCGUGUGGCUCGCACGUUCAAUAUUGCCAACAAGUUAGCAUAUAUUGAUGUGAAUCCUUAUACAGGUACUCUGAUCACUGUCCACCUCGAGGAAAACGUGGGGUCCAAUAUUUCUGCGCAUACCCGUUUCUGUCCCGCCGUAUUUGCUCAAUUACAAGUCAUCAAAUAUCCACUUAAGGACUUUUCUGGUGGUGCUCGGCCCUCAUCUUACACCAUCACACUGCCCUCGAUCGCAGUCCCAACCUCGCUUGUGGAAAUAGAUGCCAAUUUGUCCUUCGAGAUUGGAAAUACGAUGGGUAUAUUAUCGGUCCGACCAGAGGGCUGUCUUGCAGAAACGGCUCAUGGUAUCGUCGCUAUUAUUUACAACCCAGAAACCGACAAGGUUAACGUAAACAUCGUGUGCUCAGAGAAUUCGCCAUUCAUGCCUUUAUGCAUGACAUCUAUCGGCGACAACAUUCUUUACUAUAUCAAAAAUGACAAUGGUAAACCUAAGAUCUGGAUUUCCAAUCCAGACGCUGCUAUCCCUCACCGGCCUGCCAAAUGCAUGAACCCUCAGUUACCAAGAGAGGCAUCCAAUAGGGUCUGUUCGUAUGGGACUAAUUUCACUCUCAGAGGGGAUGGCGACUUCAUUUUGAUGAUCGAUCAGAACAGGCUGAAAGUGUGGUGUUUUGAUGACAACAUAUAUCUACCCGGCGCGGUUCCACUAGAAAGAACCUGAACCAUCGUAAAAUAUUUUUAGUGCUGAAUAACGGGCGCGCGAUUUGCUCUUCAGUUUCCAAGGCACAGCCCUUGCCCCUAGGCCUCGUUCUCAGAUAGGAGGCCUUGGUACAAAACUACGUAUGUUCGGUCUUGUCUAUAAGGCUGGCGGUAUGUAUUAGAGAUUCUAUACUCAGAAAGGGCGUGUUAAGCGGAAUAGUUCGAGAAUACAAGAACAAAGGAAAUGGACGAUAUACAGGAACAUCAAUGAAUGCUCUAUUAAAAUGCCUCCCACGACUCUCCUGGGUUUGUCUGAAAUCAUUCUUCACUAGCCGGCUUUCUUAUUGCCUAUCCAGCGGCCCAUCCACUGUGGAGAAAAACUCUCACUUAGCAUGAAAACUUGAUGAGAACGAUCGCCAAACCAUCUCGACUUGCCCUGGUCAAA